AUGGAUGAUGAAUCAGGUUUAUGGUAUUUCGAUGUACAAAACAAAAUAUCGAAUAAUGUAAUGAUAACUGGAAUAUAUCAAUGUAUAGCUAUAAAUGCGUUUGGUAAAGCUUUAUCAAUGCCAAUGAGAUUAGAAAUUGCACGCAUUGGAACAUUUCAUGAUCUUAAUGCAAAAACCAUUUUAAUUAAACCAAAUGAAACAAACAUUUUAAAUUGUUCCACUACAAAAAGUAUACCAACAGCAAAAAUUCAAUGGAUGGUUAAAAAUGAUGAAGAUGGUUUUAUGAAUUUUGUACAUGAAGAUGAAAAUCACAUGAUGGAUGAUAAUGGUAAUUUAUACUUAUUAAAUGCAAAUUAUUCAACUAUUCAAAAAAAUCUCACUUAUACAUGUGUCAUUAAUAAUGCCAUUUUGCAUACAAUGAAAAUUGGUCCCGAAAUGAAAUUACAAUGGACAUCAUCAAAUUUAUUGCCAAUUGUUGAAAAUCCCUUGAACAUUGUAUAUCAUUCAGCAUUAAAACAAAUUGUUUUACUGAAUGAAUCAUUAUCAUUAAAAUGUAUUAUACAUGGUAAUUCUCCUUUACCAAAAAUUCAUUGGGAAUUUAUGUCAGACCAAGAAGCAUUACUGUCAAAUAUCAAUCAUGAUUAUCAAUAUAGAAAUGUGAAUUUGGUAAAGUUUACUGUUUUUUUUGUUGGUGUUAAAAAUGUAGUUUAUUCCGAUUUUAAAAAUGAUUUGGAUUAUCGCGAUGUUCAUGUGUUGAACAUUAACUCUGAGAUGUACCAGCUACCAGAAAACUAUGGAAUUCGAUUGAAAAAUCAUGGCAUGGAAUUGUACAUUCCCAAUGUUCAAAUGAUUAAUCAUGGCAGUUAUCGUUGCAGUGUAAUGAAUAUGGAUUAUUUCGCGCCAUUAUCUUCAUCAUCGAAUUCACAGAUUGUAUUCAAUGUCACAGUUGAAACUUAA
Molecule: messenger RNA, 957 nt
Organism: Schistosoma turkestanicum
Lineage: Eukaryota; Metazoa; Platyhelminthes; Trematoda; Strigeidida; Schistosomatidae
Source: the annotation of a GenBank genome assembly